AUGUUGGAUCAAAAAGAUUUCGAGGUUGUUUCUCCUCCAAGCGACGGCAUCUCUUGUUUAGAUUUCUCACCUCAAGCCGAUUUUCUUUCAGUUUCGUCUUGGGACAAUCAAGUUCGUAUCUAUGAAGUUCAACCUUCAGGUGCAACUGUACCAAAAGCAGCUUACAGUCAUGAAGCCCCCGCAUUAUGUGUUAGUUGGAGCAAAGACGGUACAAAAGUCGUAUCAGGUGGCGCAGAUAAAGCAGGCAGAAUGUACGAUAUUUCAACUGGGCAAUCAACACAAAUUGCGCAACACGAUGAUACGAUCAAAAGUAUAAAAUUUCUGGAUCAAGGUAAUAUUGUUGCUACAGGUAGCUGGGAUAAGACGAUUCGAUAUUGGGAUACUCGCUCCCCUACACCUGUGGGUACAGUUCAGUUACCAGAACGUUGUUAUUCAUUGGAUUCCAAGGGGCCUUUAAUGGUUGUUGGCACCGCUGAGAAACAUCUCUGUAUAUUUGAUUUGAACAAUCCUACAGUCAUUUUCAAAAAUAUCGCAUCACCAUUAAAAUGGCAAACGCGUGUCGUUUCUUGUUUCUCUGAUAGCAAAGGUUUUGCUGUUGGUUCGAUUGAAGGAAGAGUUGGUAUUCAAUAUGUCGAGGACAGAGAUUCAUCUAAAAACUUUUCGUUCAAGUGUCAUCGAGAUGAAGCAAAGAAUGUAUAUGCAGUAAAUGAUAUUAGCUUUCAUCCCGUACACGGAACAUUUUCUACAGCAGGCGGUGAUGGUACUGUCAGUUUUUGGGAUAAGGACUCUAAGCAAAGAUUAAAGCCUUUCCCUAAGGCAAAUGGACAAAUUGCUUGUACAACCUUCAACAGAAAUGGCAGUAUAUAUGCAUAUGCUAUUAGUUACGACUGGUCAAAGGGUUAUAAACAAGCAUUACCUUCUAAUACCAAUAAGAUCUACUUACACGCUGUCAAAGAUGAAGAGAUCAAACCUCGUACGACCAAGAAGCGAUAA
Molecule: messenger RNA, 993 nt
Organism: Mycotypha africana
Lineage: Eukaryota; Fungi; Mucoromycota; Mucoromycetes; Mucorales; Mycotyphaceae
Product: WD40-repeat-containing domain protein
Exons: 7
Coding region: 1-993 (330 amino acids)
Biological process (GO): transcription-dependent tethering of RNA polymerase II gene DNA at nuclear periphery; RNA export from nucleus
Cellular component (GO): nuclear pore
Molecular function (GO): RNA binding; ubiquitin binding
Source: RefSeq, a predicted model, not a curated record